This is a messenger RNA of Python bivittatus (Burmese python), 256 nucleotides long. The record is from RefSeq and is a predicted model, not a curated record. Lineage: Eukaryota; Metazoa; Chordata; Lepidosauria; Squamata; Pythonidae.
CUUCCAGUUAUGGGAGGAGUGUUUAUGGACUCACCCAAUGAGGAAUUUAGCACGGAAUAUUCUUUGUUUAAUUCAUCUGCCAAUGUCUACACUGCCACCUCAGUGCCAAACCAGCCAGAAGAGACAUCCCGUUCUUCAAAUGAUGCCAUUUUGUUAUGGAUUGCAAUUAUAGCCACAAUUGGGAACAUUGUAGUUGUUGGAGUUGUGUAUGCCUUUACAUUCUGAGAAGAAAGAGGACAGCCCUGGGAAACAGAGU